This is a messenger RNA of Debaryomyces fabryi, 1635 nucleotides long. RefSeq lists its product as uncharacterized. NCBI's taxonomy places the organism in Eukaryota, Fungi, Ascomycota, Pichiomycetes, Serinales, Debaryomycetaceae. The record is from RefSeq and is a predicted model, not a curated record. Gene Ontology annotation, biological process: regulation of exit from mitosis; maintenance of rDNA. Bases 1 to 1635 code for a protein of 544 amino acids. The transcript has a single exon.
AUGAUUAAAAGAAAACCAAUAGUAAGGAAACAACCACUCAUAAACAAAAUAAAAUCAUUCCCUUUCGAUUUCUUCUUAUGGAUAAAUGAGAUAAGAUUAUCGAUUGAAUGGGAUAACUAUUGUGAUUCGAUUGCAACUCCUUUAAGUUGUUCUUUAACUUUAAUAUAUUUGAUUUUGAUUAGAAUCACCGUUUAUUAUGAAUUAUCCUACAAUAAAAGAGAGAAUCCUUUAUUUCAAGCUGAUUAUUAUAAUUACGAAAAAAUUCGGUCCAGGGCUAUCAGUGGCGAUCCAAUCGAAUUGAGUAUUAAUACUGAGGAUUCCUGGUGGUAUACUAUUUUAAACUUUACUAUAGCUUUCUUAGGCGUUGUAUCAUUAAGCAACUUUGUUUAUGUUUUAUUUUCAUUUAAGUGUUAUACACUAUUAUAUUCUUCUAUGGCGGAGAAGCCGAAGAGUUCAUCAGCAAGAAGAUUGGUCCUUAAGAAUGAUAUUAAUGAUUCGAUUUUUGAAAAACUUUACAAGUUUUUCUAUAGCCACACUAAUCAGGCCAUAGAGCUUUGCUCAGAUGAUGAGAGCUUUUACGAUGAAGACACCAUAAAUGAAAUCAACUUGAUAGAAAAGGAUAUUUGGGAGUUAAAGGUGUGGAACCCUUCGAAGUUCUCUCUUUUCGUAUUAACCAACUUUUCUCCAAUUUUAUUAUUCAUAAUUAGGUUAAUAUCUAAAGAAUUGCCGAUUUGGAAGAUUUUAUUCAUUUCCAUUAUAUUUAACGGUAAUUUUUAUUUCAUUGUAACACAACGAUUCCUUGUGUUACUUCAAGAUAAGCAGAUAUUAUACCAAGAGAUGUUUCAAGAAUAUAACAAUAAAUUUGUAAAGCCAAAGACAUCAGUCUUGAAAAGAGAUGUGGUAAUUGAUGCUACAUUUGGUCCUCGUGCUCCUUCUAAUAUGCUUGUACAAUCAGAAGUAAAGCCUCAUUUACAAAAUACUAGACUGAAGGUAUUCAUUACCCAUAAUAUUAAUGGAGAACCAUUCAAUAAUAUCACGAUAGAGAAAAAUAAAUCAAUGUCUCCGGAAAGACAAGAUCAAUUUCCAAGAUCUUUUAAAUACCAACAAGUAAAAAAUAGUUAUCGCGAUUCACCAUCUAUGUCACUAAAUAGAAACGAUUUAUAUCAUCAGCUACGCCAACCCAAUACAGAUUUGACGUACGAUGAAUCGAGAUAUGAAAAUGAAAAGAUUGAUCGGGAAAGAGAAUUAUUGAGAAGAAACUCUAUCAGACAGACACCUAUGAGCCUGGCACUUUUUGAAAAGUUUGAAGAUUACAGUGAUAAUGAAGACAAACCAUGGUACUCUAUAUCCACGCCAUAUUCUAGAAAAAAAACCAACAUGGAUCAUUCAUUUCAUCAAUCAUCACCCAUGCAUGAGAGUACAUUCACCAGAGGAUUGCAAUCACCCAUUGGUAAAUUAAAAAAUAAUAUGUCACUAAAUAGAAAAACCUUAUCUCCAUCGAGAAGUCUGUAUGAAAGGUCUUUAUCCCCUCAACGUAGGACUCCAGGAACAAUAACUUGGGAUUCCAGAUCUCCAAGUCCUAAAAGACUAUCGAGACCUUCAAGUCCAUCUAAACCAAAGCCAAGAUGGCAUUAA